Molecule: messenger RNA, 1701 nt
Organism: Penicillium waksmanii
Lineage: Eukaryota; Fungi; Ascomycota; Eurotiomycetes; Eurotiales; Aspergillaceae
Product: amino acid permease/ SLC12A domain-containing protein
Exons: 2
Coding region: 1-1701 (566 amino acids)
Biological process (GO): amino acid transmembrane transport
Cellular component (GO): membrane
Molecular function (GO): amino acid transmembrane transporter activity
Source: RefSeq, a predicted model, not a curated record
AUGGCGAGUUAUGACAGGGACAAAGUCGAGAUGGGGGUGAACGAGAAGGAUGUCGCGGAAGCCGUUCCCGACUCCGAAAAUGAUAUACACUAUGUCGCGACUGUUAUUGACAAUAAUGAUCAACUGAAACGACACCUGGGCAAUCGUCAGAUUCAGUUGAUCGCCAUUGGUGGUUCGAUUGGUACGGCGACCUUCGUGAGCAUUACGGCUGGCUUGACGAAAGGUGGACCGGGUAGUUUGUUUUUGGCCUACACUAUUUACUCUUGUAUGAUGGGACUGGUCAAUAACUGCAUGGCUGAAAUGGCGGUUUUUAUGCCCGUCAGUGGUGCUUUUAUCCGCAUGGCUGGUAAAUGGGUUGAUGAAUCCUUUGGCUUCUGGGCCGGGUGGAAUUUCUUCCUUUACGAGGUCUUACUGAUUCCCUUUGAGAUCACGGCCCUUAACUUGGUAUUGACUUUCUGGCGAGAUGACAUUCCGGUAGAAGCAGUAGUCGCUGCUUGUAUCGUGAUUUACUUUAUUCUCAAUGCCUUUACCGUGAAAUGGUAUGGUGAAGCAGAAUUUUGGCUCGCAACAGGAAAGGUCAUCCUAAUCCUCAUUGUCUUCCUCUUCACAUUCAUCACAAUGGUCGGUGGUAAUCCGAAACAUGACGCUUAUGGAUUCCGAUACUGGAACAACCCAGGGUCUUUUGCGGAAUACAUCACAACGGGGCCACUAGGUCAAUUUGAGGGAUUUCUCGGUGCGCUUUGGAGUGCCUCGUUCACUAUUGUUGGACCCGAGUAUAUGGCCAUGGUAGCUGGUGAGACAAAGCUACCUCGAAGAUACUUGAAGACUGCGUUCAAGACUACAUACCUCCGAUUCGCAUUCUUCUUCAUCGGAAGUGCGCUGUGUGUGGGAAUUGUCAUCCCUUAUAACGACAAGACUCUGUUGGAUAUUUUGUCAGGCUCCGCCGCUGGCUCCGGAACCGCCGCCGCCUCUCCUUAUGUUAUCGCUAUGAAUAACCUCGGCAUCUCAGUACUCCCACAUAUCACGAAUGCACUAUUGGUGACUAGCAUUUUCUCCGCUGGCAACGCUUACACCUAUUAUGGAGCUCGUAGUCUCUACAGUCUCGCUCUACAAGGACAGGCACCAAAGAUCUUCAGAAAGUGCACCAAGAAGGGCGUUCCCAUCUACUGCUUGCUGGUCGUGAUGAUUUUCCCCUUCCUCGCUUUCCUCAAUGUAUCCAAGGGAUCUUCAACAGUUUUGACCUGGUUGACGAACAUCAUCACAGCCGCGCAGGUCAUUGACUACAUUAUCAUUUGCAUCACAUACAUAUUCUUCUACCGCGCCUUGAGGGCACAGAACAUCGAUCGUCGCACUCUGCCCUACUAUGGCUACUUCCAACCCUACUCGGCAUGGAUUGGGUUGGUCUGGAUGACAAUGAUCGUCUGCACAUACGGCUACUCGACAUUCCUGCCCGGAAACUGGGCGGUCGGCGAUUUCUUUACAUACUACACCAUGGUUUUGAUUGCGCCAGUUUUGUUCUUUGGAUGGAAACUUAUCAAACGGACUAGAUUCGUCAAGGCACAAGAAGCAGAUCUUAUUUGGGAUAGACCUGUGAUUGACGCGUAUGAGGCCUCUUUUACUGAAUACGCCCCGGGCUUCUGGACGGAAAUUCUACAGAUAUUCGGCCUUCGAAGGAAUCGCCGAGAGAAGCGGGAAAUAUAG